UUUGGGACAUGGGAUUGGGUUCUUAGUAAACAGCAGCAGCAAUAGAAAAACAAAGUUUUAAUCUUGGUUUUAGUUUCUUGUAUAAUUUUUCAGAGCAGUCUGAUCCCAUUUCCCAAUCUUGGUUUCAAAUAGAGUAGGCUAGACAUAUAACACUAAACAGCUCUUUAAAUAGGCCAAAAAUCUCUCUCUUUCUCUGUCCAGUCCAGUUGUUUCAUUGGUAAUAGUACCUGCACCACCCAGCCAGUAUCAUUUGCAGGCGCCGUUCUCUUUUCUAACGCUCUUUCCUCUCUGAAAUAAUGCUUAAUCCAGCUAUAUCCCUCCACAAAUCCUAAACAGACAACCUUUUUCUCCCAUCAAGAUUCAAAACACCAUGUUGGUUUCUUCACAUCUACCUCGCUGGUUUGAAGCACUUCUCACAGAAAAGUUUUUCAACGCUUGCAUAAUUCAUGAAGAAGAAAAGAAGAACGAAAAAAACAUAUAUUGUUUGGACUGUUGCACCAGUAUAUGCCCUCACUGCUUGUCACUUCACAAUUCUCAUCGUUUGUUGCAGAUUAGAAGGUAUGUUUACCAUGAUGUUAUUAGGUUGGAUGAAGCUGCCAAAUUAGUUGACUGUGACCAUGUCCAGCCGUACAUAACAAAUAGCGCAAAAGUGGUGUUUAUAAACCAGAGGCCACAGACAAGGGUCAGAAGUUCCGGCAACAUAUGCAGCAAUUGUGACAGGGCCCUACAAGAUUCCUAUCUCUUCUGUUCUCUUUCUUGCAAGAUUAAUUAUCUCUUAAGCAUACAAGGUGGUCUCUCUAAGUUUUUCUUUGAGUGCAAGUACUUGCCCUUACCGGAAUCGGGUUUUGACAACGGCCUCGUGACACCUGAGUCUAUGCUCGAGCAGCCAACCGGGUCUACCCGGACAUCUUCUGAAUCAGGAGGGUAUGGUGGAGUCGGGUGCAGCACACUAGGUUGCACUGCUGCUACAACUAAGAUUGCCAAGAAGAAGAGGAGUAGCAUGACGGCUUGUCGCUCGGUGUCUUCUCCAGUACCGGAAACUACAGUGAGCUUAAUUAAUAGAAGGAAAAAAACCCCACAAAGGGCCCCGCUUUAUUGACUCUGUGCAGGUUGGUGAUGACGGCGUCAGCCACCAAUCACCAACGAGAGUGGCAGGAGAGAUAGAAGAAAUCAGGCGUACGAGAUUCAAAUCUCCCAAUUUUGUAAAGCAUAUGGCCUCUCUCUUUUGUGUGGAUUCUAGUACAAACGGGCCUUUUUUUUAUUUCUUUUGUUUCACAGAAUUACAACGCACUUUUGAAUUGGCCUA
Mangifera indica (mango) is the source of this 1306-nucleotide messenger RNA. RefSeq names its product protein RGF1 INDUCIBLE TRANSCRIPTION FACTOR 1-like. Gene Ontology annotation, molecular function: zinc ion binding. NCBI's taxonomy places the organism in Eukaryota, Viridiplantae, Streptophyta, Magnoliopsida, Sapindales, Anacardiaceae. The transcript has 5 exons. The coding region runs from base 371 to 1099 and encodes 242 amino acids. The record is from RefSeq and is a predicted model, not a curated record.